Molecule: messenger RNA, 473 nt
Organism: Aspergillus caelatus
Lineage: Eukaryota; Fungi; Ascomycota; Eurotiomycetes; Eurotiales; Aspergillaceae
Exons: 2
Coding region: 44-421 (125 amino acids)
Source: RefSeq, a predicted model, not a curated record
CAAAAGCACCCGAAACCCACCCCCCACCCCCCUCUCCCCCGAUAUGGCAUGCGAUAAAUGCCCUGCGCCUGGCAGCGAAGUCGAGCAAACAACCUCGGAUGAUGCGACGCGUCCGUCACGCGUCCUUGAAUGGGGGUCCCGAAUUCUUCCCGAAGGCUCUGCUUUAUUAUCUUCCUCUUGCUGUUGGCUACCGGCCCUGUUAGAUUGGGUUUUCGCUGGUUCGAUAACGGCGACGGGUAUGGAGCGACUUCGCCCCUUUUUUCUAGCCAUUUCGAUCAUCACCCUCGCCUGGGGUAUUCGACGAGAAGGACUCAGUCGCGGCAUGGUCCGCCGGGCCAUCAUCAGUGUCAUCCUCGUGGCCUGGCAGGGAUACAAUCAACGUAGACAGGCUGUGAACGGACACCACCACAGCUGCCACUGACGGGAAUGAGGGUGAUUUUCAGGAAACCUGUGCAGUUAAAAUCCAAUGUAAC